Molecule: messenger RNA, 1468 nt
Organism: Nematocida parisii ERTm1
Lineage: Eukaryota; Fungi; Microsporidia
Exons: 1
Coding region: 1-1359 (452 amino acids)
Cellular component (GO): cytoplasm
Source: RefSeq, a predicted model, not a curated record
AUGGGACAAGGAACCUCUACUAUCGCAAGAAAAAGACAUCCUCGGGAAGUACUGGGAGUAUCAAAUACUGCAACAGAAGAUGAAAUUAAAAAAGCGUACAGAAGACUUGCCAUGCAGCACCACCCAGACGCAGCGCGAGCCCGCGGUGAAGAAGUCUCUGAUGACUUAUUUAUAGAAAUAAAAGAAGCGUAUGAAACACUAAUGCAAGGACCAUCUAUGGUAAGUAAACUGCCAACACGAAAACAAGAGCCAGAGAUAGAUAUAGAAGGGUUCAUAAGACAAGCCAAAUCAAUAGAGAAAAUAGAAGAAAGCAACUAUUCAAUGAUCAACAAUCUUUUUGCUGAGAUCGUUAAAAUAGAAAAUAUAACAAGAGGCGGUCUAUUUAGGGCACCAUCUUUUGGAUAUGCAAAGGGUCUUCCCAAGCCAUUCUAUGAGUUCUAUUCAAACUUUUCCUCUUUACGCCAUUUUAAUAUCACUUGCGAAGACAUUGACUUAAGCUACCCACACUAUUCUCGCCCAUUAAAAAGAGAAGUGGAAAAGGACUUAAAGAAGGUGUUAGAUGCACGGAGAGCAGACUAUUCUUCUAAAAUAAAGGAGUUAGUAAAGGUUCUUCAAAGAAAAGACCAAAGACUGAAAAUAGUUCCAAAGAAGAUAGAUCUAAAUAUAGUUAAGCCCAAAAUAAGUAAAAAUGGGGUUAUUAUAACAGACUACCACAAUCUUACAGAAGAAGAGAAAAAGGCUCUGGAGGAAGAGUAUAUGAAGCAUGAAACUCAGAAAAGGAGAGAGAAGGAAGAGAAAAUGAAAAUAAAGAUGGAAAAGGACGAAGACAUAUUUAUAUGCCAGCCAUGUAAUAAAACAUUUAAAAGCUUAAACCAGUUAGGAAACCACUCUAAGUCCAAAAAGCACAGGGAAAAGCUAGAAUCAAUGCAGCCAGAAGAGAUAGAACAGCUUAUAUCUCAAAUAGAGCAGUGCAAAAUAGAAGAAAUCCCCGAGCAAGAAGACACUCAGACAAAUAAGUCCCGAAAAGAAGAAUCUCAAGAAAAAGAAGCAGACGACCUUUUCAACUAUUCUGCAGAAAGAAACAAUGAGCCAGAAUGCACUGUCGACGUGGAAGAUCUGUCAAAUAUACCUAAAAAGCAGAACUCAGCAGCAAAGCAGGAAAAGCAGAAAACAAAAUCUGUAGCUAAGAAAGAUCACAAAAACUAUAAGAAGCCUUUAUCUAAGCAAGAGACUGACUCUGAUAUAAGAACAGGAACUGCCUUUACAAUGUCCUGUGCAAAGUGCAAGGAGGCAUUUUCAAACAGAAAUGAGCUAUUUAAGCACCUUAAAGAGACAGGGCAUAACACAAGUAUUAUAUGAUUCAUAGCGCUCAAUACAAUAGAAUGCUUUGCACAUAAUAUUUCUUAAUAAACACGCGGUUUGUACUAAAUUAGCAGAUCAUAUAAUGGAACUAGACUAAUAAAUAUGC